UUUAUCGUAGAAUUCUUGCCCACUCUAUCCUUUUGAUCGUCAUCAUCAUCGUCAAUCACCUGAAAGCAACGAAAAAAUCUCGCAAAAAGGAUUAGCUAGAAAUGCCUCUCCAGGACACUUUCCCAAAUUCUCUAGACCUGGAGCAAGGUGACAACGCCAUCAUUGCGGUCGGCGGCGACAAAAUCCAAAGCCGCCCAAGAAGCUUGGAACUCUUGAAAAAGGUCUUGGCGGAGUUCUUGGGCUCUCUCGUGCUCCUCCUCGGCUGCGCGGGCACCGCGAUCCUGGCGAGCAAGCCAUCCAACGGCUUUGGGAUACAUGGAAUCUCGGCCGGGGCCGCAUUGACGGUCAUGAUCGUCAUCUUCUCCACUGGACACAUCUCCGGUGCCCAUGUCAAUCCAGCCGUCUCUCUCGCCUUUGCCUCGCUCGGCCGAUUCCCAUGGAUACAGGUUCCACUCUACUCUGGAGCGCAGUUCCUGGGAUCUGUGUGUGCCUCUUUCCUGCUCAACGCGUUAUUCCAGGGAGAUCCAAACAUCCAUGCCGGGGUGACCGUCCCCUCCAACACCGAGUGGCAAUCCUUCGCGGUGGAGCUCGUCAUAUCUGCCAUCUUGAUGUUUGUUGUUACAGCAGUGGCGACGGAUCCACAUGCAAUUGGAGACUCGGCAGCGGUGGCAGUGGCCGCUACAGUCUAUCUCAACAAUCUCCUUGCCAGUGCAAUCUCUGGAGCUUCCAUGAAUCCCAUUCGGACAUUUGGUCCGGCUCUUGCUGCUGGAGAAUACAGAGGAUUGUGGGUGUACUUCUUUGGGCCGAUUUUGGGAACUCAACUGGGAGCUGGAUUCUACACUUUGAUCCGCUCCAGCUGAUUGUCAGCCAAGAAAGUUCUAUCAAAAAACCUACACCAUGUAAAUCGUUAUACAAAUUUGAAAAA
This is a messenger RNA of Selaginella moellendorffii, 925 nucleotides long. RefSeq names its product aquaporin NIP6-1. The record is from RefSeq and is a predicted model, not a curated record. Gene Ontology annotation, molecular function: channel activity. Gene Ontology annotation, cellular component: membrane. The coding region runs from base 102 to 860 and encodes 252 amino acids. Lineage: Eukaryota; Viridiplantae; Streptophyta; Lycopodiopsida; Selaginellales; Selaginellaceae. Gene Ontology annotation, biological process: transmembrane transport. The transcript is spliced from 4 exons.